AUGAGGUUCUUGUCUACAAAAGCAACGUGUAAAAGUCACGGCCAAGAUUCUUCAUAUUUCUUAGGAUGGCAGGAAUACGAGAACAACCCCUACGACGAGGUUCUUAAUUCGAAGGGAAUUAUUCAGAUGGGUCUUGCAGAGAAUCAGCUCUCUUUUGAUCUCCUGGAGUCAUGGCUAGCAAAGAACCCAGACGUAACAGCAUUCAAGCGAGAUGGAAAAUCCAUAUUCCGAGAACUGGCUCUCUUCCAAGACUACCAUGGACUCCCUUCUUUCAAAAAGGCAUUGGUGGAUUUCAUGGCUGAGAUUAGAGGGAACAAAGUGAGUUUUGAUCCCAACCACAUCGUUCUCACCGCAGGUUCUACUUCAGCAAACGAGACUCUAAUGUUCUGUCUUGCCGAACAAGGAGAGGCUUUUCUACUUCCUACUCCUUAUUACCCAGGGUUUGACAGAGACCUCAAGUGGCGAACUGGGGUUGACAUUGUUCCAAUUCAAUGCACGAGCUCAAAUAACUUCCAAAUUACUGAGCCUGCAUUGCAACAAGCGUAUCUAGAGGCACGCAAGCGAAACCUUAGAGUCAAAGGCAUCUUGGUUACAAACCCGUCAAACCCGCUAGGCACCACAAUGUCUCGGAGUGAAUUGAACAUUCUCGUUGACUUCAUCAAAGACAAAGAUAUGCAUUUGAUAAGCGACGAGAUUUACUCCGGGACUGUUUUUAGCUCACCAGGCUUCGUCAGCAUCAUGGAAAUCCUGAAGGAAAGAAAUGAUCUUCAAGAUUCUGAUGCUCAAGUUUGGAACAGAGUUCAUGUUGUCUAUAGUCUCUCUAAAGACUUGGGUUUGCCGGGUUUUCGCGUGGGUGCCAUUUACUCCGAGAACGACACCGUUGUGGCUGCGGCGACGAAAAUGUCAAGCUUUGGCUUGGUCUCCUCACAAACACAAUACCUCCUCUCAGCGAUGCUUGGGGACAAAAAGUUCACACGAAACUACAUCGCUGAAAACCAAAAGAGGCUUAAACAACGACAUAGAAUGCUCGUUUUGGGCUUACAGAAAGCAGGCAUUAACUGUCUUCAAAGCAAUGCUGGCUUGUUUUGUUGGGUUGAUAUGAGGCAUCUUUUGCAUUCAAACACGUUUGAAGCUGAGAUGGAGUUGUGGAAGAAAAUAGUGUACCAAGUUGGGUUAAACAUCUCACCCGGUUCAUCGUGCCAUUGCACGGAGCCAGGUUGGUUCCGUGUGUGUUUCGCUAACAUGUCCGAGGAGACUCUAAACUUGGCCAUGAAACGAUUGAAGGCCUUCGUUGUUGAGUCCACCGGGAAUGGUUGCGCUGAGCGUAGAGCUCAGUCUAACGGAACUUCGAAAAGAAAGUCUCUCACCAAGUGGGUUUUCCGGUUAUCGUCUCGUGAUCAUCGUGAACAAGAAGAACGGUAG
Gastrolobium bilobum is the source of this 1422-nucleotide messenger RNA. RefSeq names its product 1-aminocyclopropane-1-carboxylate synthase 3-like. The coding region runs from base 1 to 1422 and encodes 473 amino acids. Lineage: Eukaryota; Viridiplantae; Streptophyta; Magnoliopsida; Fabales; Fabaceae. The record is from RefSeq and is a predicted model, not a curated record. Gene Ontology annotation, molecular function: pyridoxal phosphate binding; transaminase activity; 1-aminocyclopropane-1-carboxylate synthase activity. Gene Ontology annotation, biological process: amino acid metabolic process; biosynthetic process. The transcript has 3 exons.